Nycticebus coucang (slow loris) is the source of this 1527-nucleotide messenger RNA. RefSeq names its product regucalcin-like. The coding region runs from base 205 to 1119 and encodes 304 amino acids. The transcript has 7 exons. Gene Ontology annotation, molecular function: enzyme regulator activity; calcium ion binding; gluconolactonase activity. Gene Ontology annotation, biological process: L-ascorbic acid biosynthetic process. The record is from RefSeq and is a predicted model, not a curated record. Lineage: Eukaryota; Metazoa; Chordata; Mammalia; Primates; Lorisidae.
GAUCGGGGCAGAGCGACGCUGAUCUAGGACACGCGGGGAGUGACAGGGAGGGACCAGCGCAGGAGGGAGGGACUGCGGCGCCCGCACGCCCGAUGCAGCCUGGUAGUUGGAGAAGGAGGCUGUGUCGGAGCAGGAGCCAGAGCGAAAGUGGCCUGAGUGCCUUGCGAGCCACCCUCUGGUGUGAAAGUGACCCGCUUCUAGGCCAUGGCAUCCCCCAAGAUCGAGGCUGUCAUCAGGCAGCGGCACCGGAUGGCCGAGUGUCCAGUGUGGGAAGAGGAGACAGGGCAGCUGGUGUACGUGGACAUUAACAGCAGGAAUGUGUGCCGCUGGAACCCCUUCACAGGGGAGGUGCAGACCGUGGGCCUGAGAAACCGUGUUGGCUCUGUGGCCCUGUGCCAGAAGGGGACCUACUUGGUGGCUGCCGGCACCUGCCUUGGCCUCCUGGACUGGGGAACAAAGCAGGUACAGUGGGUGGCCUGGCUGGACAGGGACAAGCCCCACAACAGGUUCAACGAUGGAAAGGUGGACCCUGCUGGGAGGUUUGUGGCAGGUGAGCUUCCAAAAGGCACCAUGCCAGAGGCAUCUGCCCCAGGCAUGUGGGCACGAGGGCAGGGCUCACUGUACACGCUCUAUGGUGACGGCUCAGUGGUCAGACACCUGGAAGGGCUGGGCAUCCCCAACGGGCUGGACUGGUCCCUGGAUCAUAGGACCUUCUACCACGUGGACAGCCUGGACUACUGCGUGCGGGCGUUCGACUAUGACAUACAGACGGGUGGGAUAGCAAAUCCACGCAUCCUGUACCACCUGCAGCAGGGGCAGGGCAUGCCAGACGGGAUGUGUGUGGACACUGCGGGGAAGCUCUGGGUGGCCUGCAUUGAUGGAGGCAGGGUGAUCCGUGUGGAUCCUGAGACAGGGAUGCUGCUAUGCACGGUACACAUGCCCGUGUCCAGGGUCACAUCCUGCAGCUUUGGGGGCCCCAGCUACAUGGACCUGUACGUGACCUCCGCGGCAGAUGGCCUGAGCCAGGAGCAGCUGCUGAAGGAGCCUCAGGCUGGACACGUCUUCAAGGUCACCAGCCUGGGAGUUAGAGGAGUCGCCCCUCACGCCUUUUCUGGCUGAAAGCCACACCAGAGGGACUGGGCCAGCGUCAGUGGCUCAAUCUAGUCAUCCCUGCAUGAGUGGCUGGGUCAGGGCCCAGAAAUAUACAUGGCCAGUCUUCAGAAUCGCUCCGUUGCUCACUGCUUGAGGACAUGAGUCACAUGGGGGGACCAGGCACAGGUCUCUGGCAUGGUACCCUGUUGUGUUACUGAGCCCCUUAGUCUGCCUACAAGGUUGUCUGCCUGUCCCAGAAAUCUUCUGGGUGUGACAGGUGAUAUCUCUGCAGAUUUUAAAUUCCCAAUUAAAUUUUUUUUAAUUGUGGUAAAUGUAUAUAAAGUUAAUGAUUUUAAGGUGAAUAGUUCAAGGCAUUUAAUGCACUCACAAUGUUGUCUUGUUAUAGAAUAUUUUCUUCACCCCCAGAGGAGACCC